Talaromyces rugulosus is the source of this 1212-nucleotide messenger RNA. RefSeq lists its product as uncharacterized. Bases 1 to 1212 code for a protein of 403 amino acids. The record is from RefSeq and is a predicted model, not a curated record. NCBI's taxonomy places the organism in Eukaryota, Fungi, Ascomycota, Eurotiomycetes, Eurotiales, Trichocomaceae. The transcript has a single exon.
AUGCCCGACCAGCCGCGUCGCGUUCUCGAAAAAUCAAGAACCGUUCGCCGCAGAUACCAGCGAUCCAACAAGCGAUUUCAAUUCACGGCGUCUCAAAUCCAGAAGAUUGAAAGGGAAGAGGAGCGGGAGAAGAAAGCUCAACAACUCCGAGACCGAGAGAAAAAGAAGAUUGCCAACAAGAAAAAAAAGGCCGAGAAGGAGGCCCAAGAACGAGAGGAACGGAAACGCCUCGGCUUGCCGCAUCCGAAUGGGCCGAAAAUUACUGCUAGUCAGCCAUUGAUGCUGAAUUUUUUUGGAAAGAGGAAAGCAGAGGAUAAGGAAGAUGAUAUAGAAGAAGAAGAAGAAACACCAACAAAACCAUGCUUUGAGAAUGUGGUGGAUAUACCACAACAAGACAUGAAAGUGGACAAAGCUGCUCAGCUUGAGGAUGAUGAUACAGAGACUGAAUUUGAAGAUGACUGGUUUGAUAAUGACUUGGUUUUGGAAGAGCAUUCACAAUGCACAAACAAUGCUAUCAGUAAAGGUGUUCCUGUCUUUCGUGCUCUUCACAGUGACUGCCGAGCAACUGCACCUGAAGACAGCAAGGCGGCAAUUUCCCAAGGGGAAGUGGGCCAUUUAUAUAUGAACACAAACAAACUCUGUGAGUCUUUUGAAGACGACACUGCCCAUCUUUUGGAGGACCUCGACCCCACCACUAUCCUUCAGACCCUCGAAAACACCGCGCCUACCCUGCAAGAUUAUCAAGCACCAUACAAGGCAUCAAACACACACGCCAUGCCUUCUCCUCCCAAUCGCACCGCUCAGCGUGGACAAGCUCAGAAUUGCGCAGGCGCAGAAACCAGCGAAAGGGACGAUUACAAGGAAAACUGGCAUCCCAACUUCCCUCGCGACGGCCGUGAGACACAACUACCUCCACCGCAGCCAGCGAUUACACGCCGCCAGUCCUCGCAAAGCCAGUCAUCUCAUUCUUCGGGACCUCGUCAAGUCCUCGAUGUUUUGUCAAGCCGUGGCUCCGACGACGAAGUGGCCCCAGAGGUGACGUCUCCUAAGAAAGAUCGGCAUGCCUCGAAAGAACCGCCAAACGACCAUGCUGGGUCCAAGGAUGAGGCGCCCUUUGAGAUCCAUGUCGACACCGAAGAUGACUAUGGAGAUCUCGACUUGUCUACACAGGAGCUGAAGGAUCUCGAUGACAUGACAAAAAACAACGCCUAA